AUGGUGGUUGUACCAUAUUCAAAUGCUGUGGGAUCUGUGAUGUAUGUGAUGAUAUGCAUUAGGCCAGAUUUAGCUCAUGCCAUUAGUGUCUUGAGUAGAUACAUGGCUAAUCCCGGCCGAGAUCAUUGGGAGGCAAUGAAAUGCCUUCUACGAUAUUUGAAGCAUUCGAUUAGUGAAGGAUUGUCUUAUAAAGGAAAUUCAAGUGAAGUUGAACUAAUUGGGUAUGUGGAUUCUGACUAUGCUAGUGAUAGGGAUAGAAGGAGAUCUAUGCCUUCUUAUGUGCUCACUUUGGGUGGAAAUUGUAUAAGUUGGAAGUUUCAUCUACAACCUGUGGUGGCUUUAUUGGCAACUAAAUCUGAGUAUAUGGCAACAACAGAGGCUACAAAAGAAGCCAUUUGGCUUAAAGGUCUGUUAAUAGAACUUAAAGCACUUAAUCAAGAGGUUGUUUUAUAUUCAGAUAGUCAAAGUGCAAUCCACUUGUGUAAAAAUCUGGUGUUUCAUGAAAGAUCUAAGCAUAUUCAGGUUAGGUAUCACUUUAUCCGAGACAUGACAGCUCAACAGGUAAUUAAGUUGAAGAAAAUCCCUACUGAGCUCAAUCCUUCUGAUAUGGGUACAAAGGUGCUAAUUGUUAGCAAGUUUAAUACUUGCAAGAAUCUGCUACAAGUUGGAGCAGAAACUGGUGCAGAAACUAGUGCAAAAUCUUGUGCAGAAUCUAUUUUGAUUGUUUUGAAGCUUUAG
Messenger RNA from Ziziphus jujuba (common jujube), 738 nucleotides. RefSeq names its product secreted RxLR effector protein 161-like. Bases 1 to 738 code for a protein of 245 amino acids. The record is from RefSeq and is a predicted model, not a curated record. The transcript has 2 exons. Lineage: Eukaryota; Viridiplantae; Streptophyta; Magnoliopsida; Rosales; Rhamnaceae.